AUGAGUGCCAGUACCCCUAGCCAGCUGCAGUACUCAGGAGAGUGGUCCCAGCACGUUGCCAGAGUGGUGGAGCCUCAAGGAUAUGAGCGUGGGAGAGCUGGCUCCACACCCUGUCUGCUCUGUGGCAGUGUGGACAUUCAUCUAGUUCACCUUCGAGAUGAGCCUGGGUCCUACUUGACUACAGGUUUCCUCUCCUACGAGAAUCUCUGCUCAGGGUUAGACGUUCUCACAAUCCACACUCAUCCUGAAAAACAGACGAAGCAGCAGAGAUCGUUCUUCUAUACCUGUUCUAGGGGGACUAGCAUGCCAGAAUCAUGGAAAUCCAAGCGUCCAUGGUCGGGUAAGAGCUUCGUAAUCGUCUUACUAGGCGAGAAUGACUGGAGUGUGUGGCGCAAGUUCCUCUACUCAGUCAGUGUCACCACUAAUACCCCUGUUAUCCUUCACCAUCAGAACCAUGAACCUUUGGGCUUCCAGUGUGAGCUAAAGACUUGUGGCUCCGCAGGACUCAGGCAAACCUUCAACAUCAGAAUGGGUAUUUUGCCUUUGAGUAACUGUCCCCAGCUCCAAUGCUGCAGGCACAUUGUUCCAGGGCCUCUGUGGUGCUCCGAUGCCCCUCACCCACUGUCGAAGAUCCCCGGUGGGCGAGGGGGCGGCAGGGAUCCUUCUCUCUCAGCUCUAAUAUAUAAGGACGAGAAGCUCACUGUAACCCAGGACCUCCCUGUGAACGAUGGAAAACCUCACAUCGUCCACUUACAGUAUGAGGUCACCGAGGUGAAGGUCUCUUCCUGGGAUGCAGUCCUGUCUAGCCAGAGCCUGUUUGUAGAAAUCCCAGAUGGAUUAUUAGCUGAUGGGAGCAAAGGAGGAUUAUUAGCACUGCUAGAGUUUGCUGAGGAGAAGAUGAAAGUGAACUACGUCUUCAUCUGCUUCAGGAAGGGCCGGGAAGACAGAGCUCCACUCCUGAAGACGUUCAGUUUCUUGGGCUUUGAGAUUGUGCGUCCAGGUCAUCCCUGUGUCCCCUCUCGGCCAGAUGUGAUGUUUAUGGUUUACCCCCUGGACCAGAACUUGUCUGAUGAGGACUAAUGGUCACAGAGGAUGCUUUGCNUAAGAGCCACAGUGGGGGAAGAGGGGAAGUUAGGCAGCCUUGGGGCAGACGAGAGGGUUUCUGGCUGUCUAGGGAAGGACAUUGAGGGGCUCAGGUUGAGGGUUGCCCAUUGUGUUCUCGGAGUUGACUCNUUGAAAUUGUUUUCCAUAAAGAACAGUAUAAGCAUAUUAUUCACAUGUAAUCACCAAUAGUAAAUGAAGAUGUUUAUGAACUGGCAUUAGAAGCUUUUUAAACUGCGCUGUGAUGUGCUCCAUCUACCCCAGGGGAGGACAUUGCCUGGAGGGGCAGGCAGGACUGCGGCCCGGGACAGGCCUGGAGGG
Molecule: messenger RNA, 1422 nt
Organism: Mus pahari (shrew mouse)
Lineage: Eukaryota; Metazoa; Chordata; Mammalia; Rodentia; Muridae
Product: ornithine decarboxylase antizyme 2-like
Biological process (GO): positive regulation of protein catabolic process
Cellular component (GO): nucleus; cytoplasm
Molecular function (GO): ornithine decarboxylase inhibitor activity
Source: RefSeq, a predicted model, not a curated record